AUGGGCUUCUGGCCAUUCGGUGGCGCGAAAAAGCCAAAGACUACUGAGUCGAAGAGGCAAAUAGGCGACCGACCGUUACAGACUGAACCAGUCGACAACCUGGGUCGUUUGGAAAAAGCCGCCACCAACUUCAGCGACAACACAAAAAGUUCUACGAAGCAGGACCGGUCGGACAAAGGUCGUCACCUAUCGAAAACUCGUGGCCCGAUCCAACAGCAGCAGCAGCGGUCUCAGACUGCUCCAUUACCGGUUCCUCCCUCGAGGCGACAUAGCCAGCUUGACCAUACAUCGUCCGAAAAAGAUCUAUACCAACAAAAUCCUACUUCGCAUACAAGUCUUGGACCCGACACUUUCACCACAAUGAGACAACCGCCUACUCUUUAUGCGCGCCGAUCCGAGCAUGGUUCAGACCUCGUCCGCAGGAAAUCGAGUAAGCGCAAAGCCGACGACUAUGCCAGGGAACGCGAAAUCAAGGCCAUGAGCACCUCUCCUAUACCAAUACCGAGAAGACCAACUAGUUUUUACGAGAGCGGUCCACUUAGGCGCGAGACAAGAGAUAUACCCGGUGGCCUGAACCGCAGACUUCACAGACCAACCUCGCAAGUCUCCCUGCCAUUACCUGAUGAUCUCCUAGAUGUUGGCGAUGUGGCUCACCACCACACCUUCAAGGUUGGCAUGUUUGCCGCUCUAAGUCCAAGACCAACAAUCAAGUAUGACGAGAAUCCAAAGCACAUGUCAGGGAAGCAACCACAACGACCAAGGUUGCAGGCGCGACCUUCCAUUGUCGAAGAAGAGUCUGGUAUGGAUAAGAAACGUAUCGAUGACUUGGCCGACGGCUUGGAUGCAGGUGCACUUCGAGAACUUAUGGAGCGUGACAGGCGAAGAAGAGAACGAAAGAAGCAAACUGAACAUGCAAGGCUACAGAGGAAGCUAGAAAGGCGUGCUGAACGCCAGCGAGAGGAAGAGGCUAGGAAAGCCAGGACCGAAGAGUACGUUUCGGCCUCGGCUUCGCAGGUGCAAGGACUUGAUAUGGAACCACAAUCACAACCACCACUGCCAGUACACGAUGUAGAAGUUGAAGCCGGGCCAUCCAGCUUGCGUCCCGAGGACAAGGUCAAUCCUUUCGCCGAUCCCAAAUCUCAGCCAACGUCACCCGUCGUCAUCAGAAACCCUUUUGACGAUGAAAAAGAUGAGGAUGUAUUACACCAACAACCAUCUGACAUAGAGGCUGAGCCACCUGUGCCAAUCAGAUCACCACUAAGGAAGAUCAGGACCGACGUCGUAAAGUCGGAGGAAAAGCCAUCACAUGCAACUGUGUCGCCAUCAGUGUCGCCGGUGCCGCGAGUGGCUGACAGGCAGAGCUUGUCGCAGGGUUCACUAUUGAAUAGGGAGAUUACCACGGAUAUACCAGAGAGCGGCAGCUUUACUGGUGGAGCCUCUGACCACAGCAGUCAAAGGCUAAGCUCGUGGACAGCCUUUUUCCGAAGAGGAACCAACACUGGACGGAAGCUAAGUUCUUCAUUCCAGGGACGAAGUACUCCGUCCGAAUUCUCCAAUACAUCGAGGGAGUCAUUCGCUCGAAAACAACCUCCGCCAAUGGUAACUACCCGCACGUUCAGAAGAGCGGAUUCGAGCACACCGCAAAGGACGACUUCGAAAUUUCGGGAAGACUUGCCCGAAUUUCCAACACCCCCAGCGUCACGUAUGCGGUCACUAGACGCAAUUGAUCCACCAGCGUCAAGCACAUUCAACCAGGCUGUCACGACGGAGCAACCGAACGAAGAGCUUCUGGAGGAUGUAGAACGAUCAGCUUACACGACUAGUAGCCCUAUACCAAUGAAGACGAACAGGCAGGAAAACAGACAGUCUGUUGAGCUGGACGUACCCUUGUCUUCCAAGGCGGAGGUAUUACUGUCCCAGUCUCUUGCGUCAGUUGACAGUGAGGGCUCUUGGCUCUCGGGAAAGCCUCUCCGUCGACGGUCGGCAGCUUCGCAACGGCUGCAGGCCAGGAGAUCGUCCCUCACUCGUCCUAUGCCGGGCACGUUUGACGGUGUCGAGAACAUACAUCCUGGUGCUGAGAGUACUGUCGUUGAGACACAGGACGCGGAUAGAUCCGCUGGUGAUACAUUAAAGAAAGACGAGACGUGGCAUGCUGCCUUGGCACGUCAACCUACAGUCGUUCGACAAGCAGCACGAGCGAAAUCCAAAGAGGGUCUUUUGAAUGAAUAUACUGCCAAAGAGUCACGGCAAUCAAGCACAUCUGCAGAGAGUGGAGAAGAGGGUGGUCAGGAUGAGGACGAAACUGCUGUAACAUUAGGUCGUGCUCGAAGUGUCGAAUACAAGGGCCACGCUCGACAAAUCAGUGCUGGAUCUGCUAGGCUACUGGAUAUACGAAGAUCAUCGACGCCAUCCCUAGAUCUACUGAGUGGCCGACUAUCGUCCUUGAGCCAAGACCGUCUGCAAGGACAGUGA
This is a messenger RNA of Lithohypha guttulata, 2472 nucleotides long. RefSeq lists its product as uncharacterized. The coding region runs from base 1 to 2472 and encodes 823 amino acids. Lineage: Eukaryota; Fungi; Ascomycota; Eurotiomycetes; Chaetothyriales; Trichomeriaceae. The record is from RefSeq and is a predicted model, not a curated record. The transcript has a single exon.